This is a messenger RNA of Carassius carassius (crucian carp), 1582 nucleotides long. RefSeq lists its product as uncharacterized. The transcript has 5 exons. The coding region runs from base 318 to 1310 and encodes 330 amino acids. The record is from RefSeq and is a predicted model, not a curated record. Lineage: Eukaryota; Metazoa; Chordata; Actinopteri; Cypriniformes; Cyprinidae. Gene Ontology annotation, molecular function: GTP binding.
UGUUAAACAAGCUCAGCCACACCCUUAAUCAAAGUACACUUUUAAAGGGAAGUAGGAGUACAGAAAAACAACCUUGUGAAUGUGAGCUGCCAUGAUAGUUCAGCACUUGAUUUACCUGGAUAGACACACCAAACUGAAAGUAUUGUAUAUACGGAAGUGAAGUGAAUACAAACACACCUUGCAUUGCCAGGGUUCAGUGGUUUCAAAACAGCCAUAAAAAACAAUGUGAAAACUCAGUAGAACCAACUACUUCCUGUUUUCUUAAGCAGAAGGACAUAUUGUAAAAUCAUCUUCGAGCUGCCAAACAUUAUGUGAUCAUGGGUACUAAAUUCUUAACAUCUCCUCAGGGUUCUUCUAUGCAGUCCGUGCUCAGAGUUGUGCUCUUCGGAAACACUGGUGCUGACAAGAAUAAGCUAGCAAAAUCAGUGUUAAUUGGGGAGAAACUGACAGGCGAGAAAAAUGGUCUAUGUACUUUAUAUAAGAGUGAACAAGCAGGAAGGAGGAUCUGUGUUGUGGAAGCACCAGGAUGGCACAAACACUCAAUACAACAAACACCAGAAAACGUAAAAGAAGAAAUUACCAGAAGUGUGUUGCUUUGUCCUCCAGGACCUCACGCUCUGCUUCUGGUCAUACCAGUGAAAGCUCUCUCUGAAGAACCUUCUGUAGGUGAAAUCAAUGCAGCAGAGAUGCACAUGGAGUUACUGUCAGAGCGCGUCUGGAAACACACCAUCUUGCUGUUUGCAUGUGAUGAAGAAGUGGAUGAAACAACCAUCAGAAAACACAUUCACAGCGCAGAGAAAAUCCUGGAAAAGUGUGGAGGACGAUCACAUGUUCUUCAGAUGAAUGCUUGUGAAUCUCCAACUCAGAUCAGUGAACUCCUUCAGAAGAUAGACAGUCUGGUGGAGGACAGCCGUGGGGAUUUCUUCAUACCCCAGGCUUACUAUGAACUGAUUCAAAAGAAGACACUAGAAGCGUCUGGUGCGACUCGGCUCAGUCAGAGACGGGGAAGUUUGCAAAUGGAUCCUCCAAACUUCAAUAAACACAAAGGAGAUUCAGAGGAGAAGAAAGAAUCUGCAGAAGCUGCAAAACAUUCAGAAGAUGGAUCAAGAAUCAGCAUGGACUCCACACAGUUUGUACUGAUACUGAUGGGUGCAUUCGGAGCACUUCUUGGAUCCGUUGCAGGAGCUGAAAAUGGAGUUAGAGGGUCUUUUAUGGGACUAGUCUUUGGCAUCUUUGUUGGGGUUUUAGUUGCACUUUUCAUCAUGUACAUUUAUACUCACUUUUAUUCAAAGCAGACUACACAUAAGUAGGCCUACAUCAUAAGAAAACUGAAUCAUAAGGAUCUGCAAAGUUGAGCAGAUGCAAACAUACAGUACAAGUGCAAGCAGAAUAGUUCCCCCCUUUUUUAAUACUUAAGUAUACAAGACAUUUACUAAUGAAACUGCAGCAUGCGAUGUCUGGAAAAUAGCAUGAAUACUUAUUAUGUUCUUAAUAUGUUCUUGCGGAACUAAAUAUCAGCAUUCAUCCAAAACUAGUAGCCCAUGCCUUUUUAAUUCUGGCAUAAAUUUAGGGUCAUAUUACA